AUGAAAUCCUCACCCUGGCAUCUCUUUGUCCUCUUUGCGAGCUGCACGACUCACAUCGCAGAGGCGACAACGAUCGCGACCUUUACGGAUCACAAGUGUCAGCAUCCACUCAAGCAGUUGAAGGGACAAAAUGGCUACCCAAGUGGUAACUGUACAGAAUUAGGAGAGGCUGGUGACUAUGGAAGCUUCAAGGUCAUCGAGGAGGAUGCAGGUUCGAAGACAGCACCGUCGAGUAAUGAUAAUAAACAUGUCGGUGCCAUUGCAGGAGGCGUUGUCGGAGGUGUUGUAGGGACUGCGCUAGUACUGGGCAUGCUGUGGUUCCUGUGGAGGCGACGACACCCGCGGCGUAAAGGUCGCCGCGCAGAGCUCCCGGAUUCUGAGUCACGUCAUGCUUUAGGGUUACGAGUGUCAGAACUGGAGGCACCGAAGGCGAUAUAUGAGGUGCCAAUCACAGAGUCUUCUCCUUCAGAACUUCCAGAGUCCAAAGCUCUUCCUUCAGAGCUUCCAGAAACCUAA
This is a messenger RNA of Penicillium lagena, 516 nucleotides long. RefSeq lists its product as uncharacterized. Lineage: Eukaryota; Fungi; Ascomycota; Eurotiomycetes; Eurotiales; Aspergillaceae. The transcript has 2 exons. The record is from RefSeq and is a predicted model, not a curated record. The coding region runs from base 1 to 516 and encodes 171 amino acids.